Molecule: messenger RNA, 918 nt
Organism: Mesorhabditis belari
Lineage: Eukaryota; Metazoa; Nematoda; Chromadorea; Rhabditida; Rhabditidae
Source: the annotation of a GenBank genome assembly
AUGCCUGUUUGUGCUGGACUCUAUUUGUUAAGAAAAUGGAAUCGAGGUGGUCAAUUCACAGAGAAUGUAUCAGCUAUUGGAAAAGUUGCUGUGGUGACUGGGGGAAACUCAGGAGUGGGGAAAGCUUUGUGUGAGCUCUUGAAUAAAAGAGGAGCCAAGGUCUACAUGUUGUGCAGAGACGAGAAACGAGCGGCUCAAGCUAAAGCGAAACUUGUCGAGAAUGGUUGUGAUCCUCAGCGUCUCAUCAUUCGAAAAGGCAACCUCGACGAUUUUUCAUCAAUUCAAGCAGUUGCUAAAACUUUGCUCGCUGAAGAAUCCCGAAUCGAUAUCUUAAUCAACAAUGCUGGUGUUCUUGGCAUUCCGUCAUUCGAGAAAACGGUUGAUGGAUUUGAGAGAACAUGGCAAAGCAAUCAUUUGGGUCACUUCCUAUUGACCGAGCUGCUUCUCAAAUCGAUCAAGAGAUCAUCAGAUCCACGAAUCGUCAAUGUGAGCAGUGAGAUUCACUCAAAGGGUGACACAAUCGAUCUCGAUUUUGUGAACGAUGCCAAGAAUUAUGCUCGGAUGAUGAUCUAUGCUCGAUCGAAAUUGGCUAAUGUAAUGUAUUCUCGUGAGCUAUCCCAUCGCCAUCCCCGUAUUCUCUCCUCGUCUUGCCACCCCGGAAAUAUCAACACGAAUAUUCUUGCCACGAGUGGACUGAUCAUUCUCAAGCAAAUCUUCGCCCCAAUCUUCUGGUUCUGCUUCAAGACGGAAAUGGACGGGGCACAGACGGCCCUUUAUCUGGCGUUGAGUCAACGAUUGCCUGGAAAUGGACUGUAUUAUAGCGAUUGUGUCGUGGUUGAAGAGGCAGCAAUUGCGCGUGAUCGAAAAGAAUGCGAGAAGUUGUACGAGCAAAGCUUGAAUGCUGUUAAAGAAUAUUUA